CAUUAGCGCGCGCUUACAGCUCAAACCCUCCGUCUCCGUUGAGAGUGACGUCUGCGUGCUGCUCGGUUGCUAGCUAACAACAAAGACUCAACUUCCAGAGGCAGACUCUCUCCUUCUCCUUCUCGGUUAUAACUCAAACUGCAGCCUCCUUUUUAACGGGACUAACGCGAAAAGGCGACACACACACACACACAAACACAAACCAACCUCUUCGUUACUACGCAGACUUACAACCUCCAUAGCAACCAUGUUUGAGGCUCGCCUGGUGCAGGGGUCCAUCCUGAAGAAGGUGCUGGAGGCUCUGAAGGAUCUGAUCACUGAAGCCUGCUGGGACGUCAGCUCGUCCGGUAUCUCCCUGCAGAGCAUGGACUCCUCUCACGUCUCCCUGGUCCAGCUCACCCUAAGGCACGACGGCUUCGACUCGUACCGCUGCGACAGAAACCUCGCCAUGGGAGUCAACCUCAGCAGUAUGUCAAAAAUCCUGAAGUGUGCAGGAAACGAAGACAUCAUCACCCUCAGAGCAGAAGACAAUGCAGACACACUCGCCCUGGUGUUUGAGACACUCAACCAGGAGAAGGUGUCAGACUAUGAGAUGAAACUGAUGGACCUGGAUGUGGAGCAGCUGGGAAUUCCAGAGCAGGAGUACAGCUGUGUGGUGAAGAUGCCCUCUGGGGAGUUUGCCCGCAUCUGCCGCGACCUGUCCCAGAUCGGUGACGCCGUCAUGAUCUCCUGCGCCAAGGACGGAGUCAAGUUCUCCGCCACAGGAGAGCUGGGUACAGGAAACGUCAAGCUGUCCCAGACCAGCAACGUGGACAAAGAGGACGAGGCGGUCACUAUUGAGAUGAAUGAACCCGUCCAGCUGAUCUUUGCCCUCAACUAUCUGAACUUCUUCACCAAAGCCACGCCGCUGUCCAAGACUGUGACCCUCAGCAUGUCCGCUGACAUCCCCCUCGUGGUGGAGUACAAGAUUGCUGAUAUGGGACAUGUCAAAUAUUACUUGGCACCUAAAAUCGACGAAGAGGCUUCUUAAGUUGUUUAUAACCGCCCAAAAAUGGAGAAUAGAGAAAAAGCAGGCGACUGGGACUUGUCCUGAGUGACUGAAGGGCUGAAGUGAUCUCAUGGUGGUCCCCUAAUCACUGUUAUCACUGAUGUCUUCCUGUCUAAUGAAAUUCACAGCAGGAGGUGUUGUCAACUUAUCAACAGUCAGCAUAUGAAUGGUGCCAUCUGUGUGAUGUAAUGAAGCUUCAGUACUCUGCCUUUGAAGACGAGUUCAGAGCGGCUGGUUGCAGUCCAGACAGCCCCGGUGUAAAUUUCAGCACUUGUUCGCUCCACUUUGGUGUCUGUCUCUCUAUUUUUGCCCAUUUUGGGAAAGCAGAUUUCAAGUAUCCCAUUCCUUCUUGUAGAUAACACAUUUGUAAAUACUUCCUGUGGUUUCUCACUGUCAGACAACCCCAAAUGUUUUGUAUUCAUUGAUUCAGUCCAAAAUAAAUCAAGUUGUUUCCAAUAA
Dicentrarchus labrax (European seabass) is the source of this 1507-nucleotide messenger RNA. It is a transcript of the gene pcna, whose product is annotated as proliferating cell nuclear antigen. The transcript is spliced from 6 exons. The record is from RefSeq and is a predicted model, not a curated record. Lineage: Eukaryota; Metazoa; Chordata; Actinopteri; Moronidae. Gene Ontology annotation, biological process: mismatch repair; translesion synthesis; regulation of DNA replication. The coding region runs from base 248 to 1030 and encodes 260 amino acids. Gene Ontology annotation, cellular component: PCNA complex. Gene Ontology annotation, molecular function: DNA binding; DNA polymerase processivity factor activity.